Messenger RNA from Phragmites australis (common reed), 842 nucleotides. Its product is annotated as SKP1-like protein 1. Gene Ontology annotation, biological process: SCF-dependent proteasomal ubiquitin-dependent protein catabolic process. Gene Ontology annotation, cellular component: cytoplasm; nucleus. Gene Ontology annotation, molecular function: cullin family protein binding. Lineage: Eukaryota; Viridiplantae; Streptophyta; Magnoliopsida; Poales; Poaceae. The record is from RefSeq and is a predicted model, not a curated record. The transcript is spliced from 2 exons. The coding region runs from base 119 to 622 and encodes 167 amino acids.
GACGGCCGAGACAGAUAGUUGUGUUGCAGAGUUGUAUUUCCGGAUCCGGUUCAGACGGGGGCGCGGCCGGCCCAAUCCAUCAUCUCCAUCCGCCGCCGCCGAAGCAGCUAGGGUUUCGAUGGCGUCGGCCGACGGCGAGAAGAAGAUGAUCAUGCUCAAGAGCUCCGACGGCGAGGAGUUCGAGGUGGAGGAGGCGGUCGCCAUGGAGUCGCAAACCAUCCGCCACAUGAUCGAGGACGACUGCGCCGACAACGGCAUCCCGCUUCCCAACGUCAACUCCAAGAUCCUCUCCAAGGUCAUCGAGUACUGCAACAAGCACGUCCACGCCUCCGCCUCUUCCAAGCCCCAGGACAACAACGACACCGCCAACGCCUCCGGCGACGACCUCAAGAACUGGGACGCCGACUUCGUCAAGGUCGACCAGGCCACACUCUUCGACCUCAUCCUGGCAGCCAACUAUCUGAACAUCAAGGGAUUGCUGGACCUUACUUGCCAGACUGUUGCAGACAUGAUCAAGGGCAAGACUCCGGAGGAGAUCCGCAAGAUGUUCAACAUCAAGAAUGACUUCACCCCCGAGGAGGAAGAGGAGAUCCGCAGGGAGAACCAGUGGGCUUUUGAGUAGAGGAGCGAGCAUGGAAGCACUGAUGCUUAGAUUUCAUGAUGAUGUCUGCGAUGCAGUGCUAGUCACUCUUUUAUGUGGUGGUAAUGGUUGUAAUUACUUUUGGAGUUGGAGGUAAUAUUAAAUGAUGUGGUCUGAACCGAACCAAUUAUCCGAUCUGCAGUUGGUUGAUUAUCAACUGCGUCUCUUGUUCUUGUUAAGUGGAUGAUGCUUUGCCUCCCAA